This is a messenger RNA of Cavenderia fasciculata, 426 nucleotides long. RefSeq names its product putative calmodulin-binding protein CaM-BP15 (gene cmbC). The record is from RefSeq and is a predicted model, not a curated record. Lineage: Eukaryota; Evosea; Eumycetozoa; Acytosteliales; Cavenderiaceae. The transcript is spliced from 2 exons. The coding region runs from base 1 to 426 and encodes 141 amino acids.
AUGAAAACAUUAAUUAUUAUCUCUUCCAUUCUUUUAUUACUUUGUUUAGUCAGUUGCAUCCAAGGAGAGGAAGCAUAUUUUUCAUUCAAAACCCAGGGCUCUAUCCAUGAUUUUGUAUUCAAGCUGACAGAUCCCAAAUUGAUUAACCAUGCUAGAAAAUUGAUUAGUGGACAAAUCGACUCUCAACCUCAUAUCAUGGGAAAGAUCAAAAAGCUAUCCAAACCAUACAAUCCACAUUAUGAAUUCCACAUGGAUCCAGAUCAAAUUUCUUUCUUUGACUUUGCAAUCGAAGUAUGUGACGCUUCUCUCCCCUAUCUUGAGGAUAAUUUGAAAGACGCUUGUGGGGCAUUCCUCCCAGGAUGCAUGUUUUGUCCAUGGAGUUCUCAACUUGUCGAAGAAGUUCAUCCAAAGGUUGACAAAAAAUAA